Saprolegnia parasitica CBS 223.65 is the source of this 581-nucleotide messenger RNA. RefSeq lists its product as hypothetical. The transcript is spliced from 3 exons. Gene Ontology annotation, biological process: regulation of protein localization; cilium assembly. The annotation marks the transcript as partial. Lineage: Eukaryota; Oomycota; Saprolegniomycetes; Saprolegniales; Saprolegniaceae. Gene Ontology annotation, cellular component: ciliary transition zone; ciliary membrane. The record is from RefSeq and is a predicted model, not a curated record.
AUGCGGCCCGUCUACCACGAGCCCGUCGCGCGCGUUUACUAUGGCAACGUGUGCUCGCCCGCGUACCUCCUGUCGUGGCUAGCGUGGCUCACGACGCUUCUCUUGCCGCUCCUACUCGUCUACGAUGCAUCGACGUUCUGGCCUCGGUCCGUCGCGUAUCGCGAGCAGCCGCACGUGCGCUACAUGUACCAGACGCUGCUUCUCAUCGAGGGCACGGCGCGCGACGACGAUGGCAAAGAGAGCGUGUUCUCGGGCUUUUGGAGCACGCUGCCGAGCAACGUCAACCAACUCGCGGGCGACGCGCUGCGCCCAGGGCAAAUUCAGUCGUUUUUCGACGACGACAACCGCGAUGGCCUUCUGGACCGCGUCUCGAUCGAGGUGGCGAUCGCAGUGAACGCAGGCGAACGCGUCCAGAAAGCGUCGUUGCUCGUGAUCUUCAACGCGACGGUCCAGACGCACGCCCAGCUGAGUAUGGACGUCAUGGCGCUCGUCUCGCAUGCAUCGCCGCUGCCAGGCAGCGUCCUCUACACCGUGGGCGAUCUCGCGCUGAGCUUCAAGCGGCCGUUGCCACUCACGACCAC